This is a messenger RNA of Cercopithifilaria johnstoni, 687 nucleotides long. The record is from the annotation of a GenBank genome assembly. Lineage: Eukaryota; Metazoa; Nematoda; Chromadorea; Rhabditida; Onchocercidae.
AUGGCAGAUGAAAGUUCAGCAAAUGUAACUGAGGAUGAAAUAAUUUGCUCAAACCUUGCUACCAAAGAAUACUGGAGUGAGCACUACAAAAGAGAACUGAAAAAUUUCGAAGAAUUUGGAGAUGAAGGUGAGAUAUGGUUUGGACGUAUUGCUGAAAAUCGUUUGGUGAAGUAUGUUAAUGGAAAUGAACAAUUAUCAAAAUCAUGCAAAUUGAUUGAUUUUGGUUGUGGCAAUGGUUCAUUGUUGAGAGCGCUGCGACAAGAAGGCUAUUCUUUCUUAUGCGGUGUUGAUUAUUCCGAAGAAGCAAUAUUGCUAGCCAGGGAACUUACAGAAAGACAAUGCGCAGAAAGCAGUAUCCAAAUUGAUUUUCGGAUAGUCGAUCUGUUGAGUGAAACCAUUAAUUUGGGGAAAUUCGAUGCUGUUCUUGAUAAGGGCACUUGGGAUGCGUUAUCUCUAUCAGUCGAUCGUGACUUUCGUUUGAGGAAGUACAAGGCGAAUGUUUGCAAAACUCUGAGAUCUUGUGGACUUUUCAUCAUUUGUUCCUGUAACUAUUUAAGCAAUGAGUUAAAAAAGCAGUUUAACGAUGAAGAGCUGGGAUUUCUUGAAGAAAUCCCACCUAAAAAUAUUUUCGAGUUCGGUGGUCGAGCGGGUUCAACGACGACAUGCAUGGUAUUUCAAAGAGUGUAA